UUAAAAAGAAAAAUGUUCUGCACUUCCCACUCGGUUCAGCGCUGGUUCUUUGCUCAUCUCUCCUUCUUACGUUUCGAGAUUCCACAGCAGGAAGAAAUAAGUUCCUGUGGGUUUGCAUUUUAAUAGAUUUGCUAGUCUUUAGCGAUCUCCUCCUCCCUUCACACACAUGCAGGCACACUUUCCUGCUGUUCUGUUGGGGUGCAAGGACUGAAUAUUUCUGACCUAGGGCUUUUCAGCUUCAGCAUGGCUAGGGUGCUGUUGCCGGCAGAGAAUGUCCCUUUUUAUGAAUUUGCGAACGACAGCGAACACCUGGCACCUGCAACGGACAAUGACACAUUGGAGGAGAAUUGGCCAGAUGACAUUCCUCUUGGGCUGGGUACCAUUUGCACUAUAUACGUUACCUACGCCACCAUCAUUUCAGUGGGUCUUCUUGGAAACGUGAUCCUUAUUAAAGUCUUCUUCAAGAUCAAGUCGAUGCAGACGGUUCCAAACAUCUUCAUCACUAGCCUCGCUUUUGGGGACGUGAUUCUUCUCGUGACUUGCGUGCCCGUGGAUGCUGCCUGUUACCUGGUGGACACCUGGUUGUUUGGAAGAAUUGGGUGCAAGCUGCUGUCCUUUAUCCAAAGAACAUCAGUGGGAGUCUCUGUGUUCACUUUAACUGUGCUCAGUGCAGACAGGUACAAAGCCAUCGUGAAACCCUUGGAGCUACAACGGGCAGAUGCCGUUCUGAGGACCUGUUUCAAAGCCGCUUGCGUUUGGAUUGUCUCCAUGCUCUUAGCCGUCCCGGAAGCCGUGUCUUCUGAUCUCUACGCUUUCCACCUUUCCGACAAGAACACCUCUUUGGAGACCUGCGCCCCUUACCCGGUGUCUGAAAGAAUCCUGCAAGAGGCCCAUUCGCUGAUUUGCUUCUUGAUCUUUUACAUCGUCCCGCUCGCUGUCAUCUCCAUCUAUUAUUUCCUUAUCGCCAAAACACUCUACAAGAGCACAUUGAACAUGCCGGCGGAAGAACAUGGGCACGCUCGUAAGCAGAUUGAAUCCCGCAAGAGAGUUGCGAAAACCGUACUAGUCUUGGCUGGCUUAUUUGCCUUGUGUUGGCUUCCGAACCACAUUCUUUACCUGUACCGCUCCUUCACCUAUCAUACUUCAAUAGAUACCUCUGCUUUCCAUCUUAUUUCCACUAUCUUUUCACGGGUUUUGGCCUUCAGCAAUUCUUGCGUCAACCCCUUUGCGCUGUAUUGGCUAAGUAAAAGUUUCCGUCAGCAUUUUAAGAAGGAGGUUUUGUGUUGCAAACCUAAGGCUCCUGCUGCACAGCCUCCCAGCGUCACGCAGAGCAACACCAUGACCAGGGCGAUGUCAGUUACAGGGUCCGAGAUCAGCGUCACCUUGUUAACAGAUUACAGUAUCACCAAGGAGGAAGAGAGUGUCUAAUUCUGCCUGUUUCGAGGACAAUCGCCACACCAAGAUCCAUCAGAUGGGGACCUAGGGGAAAAAACUGUACAUGUGUAAGCAUCUUCAGUGGAGCACUUUCUAUAGCAUUGCAUAGAAUUUACACACCAAGAGCAGUUCUGCGGAAAACAGCAUCUACCUAUUCCACACAUCGAAGGUUUCCCCGCUAGAGCGUGCUGCUUCGGUGCUGUUACACUUGAUCACGCUACAGAAAUCUUUCUCAUCUCUUUGCCUUUGCAAAAGUAAGACAGAUCUUGGCCUUUGGAGCAGAACAAGAGCUUGUGCUGAUGAACAUUUAACAACUCUUAGAACACAGGAGAGCAAGCAGGAAAGUUGGAAUCCUAAACACAUUUUCAAAGAAGCAGAGAGAAUGGGAAAAGUUGGUUUUUCUGGAUCACAGCACCCACAAUAUCCCAGCCUGUAUGGCCAGAAAAUGCUGCAAAACAGGAUAUCCCACAGAACAGGCUGGGAACUGUUUCUAAAUAAACACCCCUAUGGUUUAAUUAUUUCCCAUUGUUGGGGCUACAGAAGAGAAGCAGAGAGGAGCCAUUCUGAUCUAUAAUGCUUAUCUUAUCGCCACAAGGUGUGAAACAGUUGGGUAGCUUUUAAGUGUGAGUGGGGCAUGAAGAAAAGGCCUGUUAGUGGAUACUACGGGCUAGAAAGAUACAUGGCAGAGUGUCGUUCUCACUGGUAUAUUAGGAUCAAAAUCUGUAAUUUUUUUAUUUUUGUUUCAUUUCCCCCAAGAAUUAGGCUUUGAAGCUCAGCAUGAUGCGUUUGCUUUUAGUUUGUACACCUCUUUCUCUGGAUUCUAAGACUGCUCUGUGCUUUUACACAACAAGUUGUUUAAAUUUCAACUACUUAACUUUCAUUUUUCAAUGUCAAACUUAAGUUUUGGUUGUUUAAAGGUGAAGCUUUUAAUGCACAGCUACCUGUAUGUGUUUCCCCACCCCUAUCUCUGGCCAUUAUAUUUAGCUUAGGUUGUUUGUGAUGCAGCGUUAACUGGCCAGGACAGACAAAAGCCAAGCUCAGAAAAAAUUGUUAUGAAAAAGUUCCAUUUGGGUUCCUUUAUAGUAUUUAAGGAUCAGCUCAAGUGCAAAAAGCAAAUGUACAUUUCUUUCUCUUACAAUGUUUAUCUCUCUCGCUCUCUCUGCACGCAAACUCUUCAGAGCUCUGUGCCUGAGCAAUCCGUCUUGCAAAUAAAGCUGUUAUCCCUCCCUCUCCCACCCCUGUAAGAGACCUGACGGUCCACUCAGUCCUUGCCCCCUUUCAGGAACAGUAUAUGAGAAGUGGUGAUGUAGAUCACGACAGCAGAUCUUCAGCUCUGAGAGAGACCCACAACGCUGGCAGUAAUAAACCAGCUAUUUUCUCAAAUAUUUUUCUCCUCUGUUUUGUCCUUCACUGCUAAUUUGUUGAUCUUUUACUGUAACCAUCUUUUCAUUUACAUGUAACUUCCUACUGAUGCUAGAAAUUUGCAGGCUUAUCCAUUUGUUAUCUUGGCAUAUUUCCUACUCUUUAUGCAAUUGCUUUUUAUGGUCGUUCUGUUUUUAAUUUAUUGCUUAUUUAAUAAAGUUUGUCCUUGCUAGAGAAAAGGGACAUGAAAAUCGCAAAGCACUCUGUAAACCAAAAGGUACCGUCAAAAUGCAAGACAUGCACUUGAACACGUGCUCUGACAAACAGACCUCCUUUCUCCACUCCCGAAGCACUGUUUCUAAACACAUGCUAAAUCUCGUUUGACCUUUCCUUGGG
Messenger RNA from Pogona vitticeps (central bearded dragon), 3192 nucleotides. RefSeq names its product bombesin receptor subtype 3 (gene BRS3). Gene Ontology annotation, cellular component: plasma membrane. Gene Ontology annotation, biological process: G protein-coupled receptor signaling pathway. Gene Ontology annotation, molecular function: neuropeptide receptor activity. The record is from RefSeq and is a predicted model, not a curated record. NCBI's taxonomy places the organism in Eukaryota, Metazoa, Chordata, Lepidosauria, Squamata, Agamidae.